This is a messenger RNA of Castor canadensis (American beaver), 1389 nucleotides long. It is a transcript of the gene Ccdc32, whose product is annotated as coiled-coil domain containing 32. NCBI's taxonomy places the organism in Eukaryota, Metazoa, Chordata, Mammalia, Rodentia, Castoridae. Gene Ontology annotation, biological process: cilium organization. The record is from RefSeq and is a predicted model, not a curated record.
UGAAGCCGGUCGUUUGCGUGCUGCUGGGCAGGAGAUUGCGCUCAGAUUCCAGAUGAAAAUGUUUGAGAGUAUAGACUCUACAGCCUCAAGAUCCGGCCAGGAUCUCUGGGCUGACAUCUGCUCCUGUCUGCCAAACCCCACCCAAGAAGAUGCUGCAAACAGUGCCUUCUCGGACUCCUUUGUGGAUUGUCACCCUGCAGGUGAAGGCCAGAGGAGGGCCGCAGACUUUGCUGUGGAGCCAGCUUUAAAGCCCUGGGCUCCCUUGCAAGACUCAGAAGUGUAUUUAGCAUCUCUAGAGAAGAAACUAAGAAGAAUCAAAGGAUUAAAUGAGGAAGUGACUUCCAAGGACAUGCUACGAACUCUGGCCCAAGCCAAGAAGGAAUGCUGGGACCGAUUCCUCCAGGAGAAGUUGGCAUCAGAUUUCUUUGUGGAUGGACUUGAUUCUGAUGAGAGCACCUUGGAACAUUUCAAGAGGUGGCUCCAGCCAGAUAAAGUUGCCAUCAGUACAGAGGAGGUCCAGUGUCUGAUCCCUCCAGACUCACACGUGGAGAAGCCAGCAGCUGGGGAUAAGGCACCAGCAGCAGAACAAUAAAUUAUAUGCACAUACACAGAGCAGCUGUCUGGGUCCAGAGGGAACAGUGAAGAGGUUGGCAGCAGUGGAAGGAAGCAAGAAGAAACCCAGGGAGGGAAAUGCCUGAACUUCCACUCCACAGAGCAAACAGCUGCAGGACCCUGAGGGCUCACUUGGGGCUGGCAUCUGUGACCGUCUUGGAUGAAAUGUCUGACCCAGUAUGUGCUGGAUCCAAAUACUGGUUUCAUCUGCAUGUCACAGCUUGACUAAGCUGUGGUGCCGAGGCCAGAGGUCUGCUAAGAUCGAGUGAAGAACAGAAUGUAGAAGAGCUUGGAGACACUGUGCCCUUGUGUAUAUGUAUAAGUUAAGCAAGCCAUAUUUUUUUUGGUCUCUUCUGGGUAUUUGUACUUGUGUCUCAGACAUUCCCUUGCUAAAUUCUCAGGGGUGAGUGGAGCCUAGGAGAGUGAUGUUGGCCUCCUUGAAUCCAAGCCUACAUGGGGCUCCUCUCACAGGUCCAUAGUAAAUAGAGGGACUCUGGAGAAAUGGGCUUUUCCUUUGGCUGAUUUGUUCCUUGUGGAGAAAAUGGGCAAAAGAAGUGUGAAAAUGUGGGUGUUUAUAUCUCAGUAGAUAUGUUUUUUAUUUCAUGCAUGACUCUCCCUCAACUUUCUCCUGUACCAGGUUCCAAAUUAGACUUGUAAAUAUGGUUCAGUGUUUGACACUACUGAAUAGCUCCAAACUUGUUCCUUGUGGUAGCUUCCUUGGCUGAGCCUGCACUUUUCUUCUUGUUUGUUGUGUUCUUAUUCAUUUAAACAUUUAAA